UGCAAUCGAUGGCUCAGGUUGGAGGCGCGGGGAGCGGCCCGAGGCUUGCCGGCGUGCACGCCGCGCAGCCAUGAACGACUUUGACGAGUGCGGCCCCAGCGCAGCCAGCAUGUACCUGCCGGGCUGCGCUUACUACGUGGCCCCGUCGGACUUCGCCAGCAAGCCGUCGUUCCUCUCGCAGCCGUCCUCGUGCCAGAUGACUUUCCCCUACUCCUCCAACCUGGCGCCACACGUCCAGCCCGUGCGGGAGGUGGCCUUUCGCGACUACGGCCUGGAGCGCGCCAAGUGGCCGUACCGCGGCGGAGGCGGCGGUGGCGCGGGGGGCGGCGGCGGCGGCGGUCCCGGCGGGGGUGGUGGCGGCUCCGGGGGCUACGCUCCCUACUACGCCGCGGCAGCGGCGGCAGCGGCGGCAGCGGCGGCGGCCGAGGAGGCGGCCAUGCAACGAGAUCUGCUCCCGCCCGCCGGCCGCCGGCCAGACGUGCUCUUCAAGGCUCCCGAGCCGGUGUGCGGCGCUCCCGGGCCGCCGCACGGUCCGGCGGCCGCAGCCUCUAACUUCUACAGCGCCGUGGGUCGCAACGGCAUCCUGCCCCAGGGCUUUGAUCAGUUCUACGAGGCGGCGCCCGGACCCCCCUUCGCCGGCCCGCAGCCCCAGCCCGCUCCCGCGCCGCCACAGCCCGAGGGCGCCGCUGACAAGGGCGACCCCAAGCCAGGGGCUGGUGGCGGCGGGGGCAGUCCCUGCGCCAAGGCGACUCCGGGCCCAGAGCCCAAGGGGGCGGCGGAAGGCGGUGGCGGUGAAGGCGAGGGCCCCCCGGGGGAGGCGGGGGCCGAAAAGAGCGGCGGCACAGUGGCCCCCCAGAGGUCCCGGAAAAAGCGCUGUCCCUACACCAAGUACCAGAUCCGCGAACUGGAACGCGAGUUUUUCUUUAAUGUAUACAUAAACAAAGAGAAAAGACUCCAACUCUCUCGGAUGCUCAACCUCACUGACCGGCAAGUCAAAAUCUGGUUCCAGAAUCGCAGGAUGAAAGAAAAGAAACUGAACAGGGACCGUCUGCAAUAUUUCACUGGAAACCCCUUAUUUUGAGAACUCCAGGAUGUACCCCCUCCCCAGAGCCCCACUCACCCACCCUCCUCCCCACCAGCCUGCUCUCAGCAGGCCCAAUGUCCUUGGGUUCAAUGACGCCUCUUCUCUGUGGAACUUCACGAUUUCUUCUCGCCUUCAACUCGGGACCUCCCAGCGACCACUACAGCCUGAGGAAGAGGCCCGGAACUUGGCUGUGCGGAUCCUAAUAAGGGGAACAUGGUAAAUGUAAACAUCCCUUUCCAAUUUUACCGCCAAUGCGCUGUUGUUCCUCUCCUCCCUCUCUGAGUCCUCAACGCGGCGAGAUCUGUAGGAAGUUAGGCCAUGGGGCUAGAAGGAGCCAGUGUUUUGUUUUGAGUUUAAGAAAUCCCUUUCUUUCCCUUCAGUGAACACAGAUUAUUUAAACUCUGGGAAAUGUACCUUUGGGCAUGAGUCACUGUCUUUUUGUGUGUGAAUAAAUGUUUUCUAGCAAAAUGGAGGUCCCAGCUUCAAUACACUGCAUGAAUUUUACUGUUUGAAGAAGUUUAGUGGCUGAUCAGGCUGUCUUAGUGACCAGAAACCCCUUCCUCAUGCAACUGAAAGCCCGCUGGGACACUUUUUAAUCUCACCAUAGUAGGAAUUGGUCCUUCACACCCCCUGUAGGCUACACUGGCUCUAAAAAAUCAUGUUAGUGUUACAUUUCUGAAUUGAUGCUGUGAUCCAGCAGUGCUGGUUGUCUUUUCUUCUUCUUCUUCUUCUUCUUCUUCUUCUUCUUCUUCUUCUUCUUCUUCUUCUUCUUCUUCUUCUUCUUCUUCUUCUUCCAGGCAAUGAGAUUGAAGCAGUAGGAGUCUAAGAGCAAAUUCUCACCCCACCCCCACCUCUAGUCUAAUGAACUUGGAAUUUUUGGAAGGAAAAAACAAAUUUUAAACUUAAUUAGAGGAUCCAAAUGAUCUCUUAACAUGGUGACAAGGAGCUAGAGUUUCUUAAGAAGAAGAAGGGGGUAAAAUCCUCCUUGUGAGGCGGGGGAAGUUUGUUAAGAGGAAGUUAAUAGGUGCAGGGACUUGGGGUCUUUCUGAUGUCAUGAAGCAGGGACUGUGAACCCCCCUCACUGGACUAAGGCUGCAAAACUGCUUCUCACCACAUUUAUCGCUUUAAGUUAAAGAAUGUGGUGAGGGCUGCAGUGCCCUUUAUGUCACAGGACCAAGCCAGGCUGUUUACAAAACCUUGAACUGUCUAGACAACACCAUAAAACCCAAAGUUCUAAACAGCUUAAUUGGGUUAUAUUAUACACCUUCUGGUGGGCCCAAAAGAGAUUUCCGCAAUGUGCAAUAAACUGGAGACGUGAGAAAACCUCCUCUUGAUCUGACCAGAGUGAAGUGGAUCUCAUGACUCUUAACCUCUCAGAAGCCCAAAGUCUAAAAAUAAAUCCAUAAGAUGCACAGCAGCUCAUGCCUCUUCUGAGGAAGUAUGCUUUUUAAAAUAUGAAUUUUUUAAAUUGCCAAAGCUUUGGGGGGGGUAAAGAAAAACAUAAGUGUAUAAGUGUAUGCCUUUGAACUUCCAAAAUGUCAAGGUCAUCACCUUUAACCUCUCUGAAUAAUUAGGCGCCUUAAAGUUCUUCUGUGAUUUCUAACCACCGCCCAGGCUCAUACAUCCAGACCCACACACAUAUUUAUGACCAUACAGAUUCAUACUGGGGGUUCACCAUAAAUCUAGGAAAAUUCCUAAUUUCAGGAUCAAUAACUAUAAUUUCCCUCCCAACAUUUGAGUAAUUUAAUAGCAACUGACUUCUUAGGAAAAAAAAAAACACUUGUUAGAUUAAAAUGCCCAUUAACUAUUACUAGAGCUAGGGUGUACUGAGAAUUUGGGAAGAUCUUAGAAAGAGUUUCUCUUUGCUGUAAUGAAGAGCUGCAGUUUUUAAAAAGACAUUUGACAGAGUAAAUUCUGAUUAGACUUACAUCAUCUCUAGCAUUUGAAAGCAAUUUGCCACCCUGCUAAAUAAACGCUGGCACUUUAUAAAAUAUAGAACAAAGUAAAAUAUAGUUAUAUUGUUUCGUAAACGCAUUUCUAAAUCUUUGGUAAAGGAUAAAAUAGAAACAAAGCAGACAAUCAAAGUAUUUCACUCAGAAAGUGAUUAUUUUGUUUAGAAUUCUGGGCAUUGGUUUACCUGUAAAUACCCUAAUAAUAUGAUCUUUCUGGGAUCAUACUGUUUGUUUGAAACAAACCAUAAAACUGGUUUGUUUCUUUUUCUUUAUCUUUCUUUUUUCUUCUUCUUUUAACUGGGUCUAAAUGUACAAGCUGUGUGCCAGCCAGCACACUCCAGGCAAACGAGAGAAACACUAUUUUCCAUUUGUAAGAACUUCUACAGCCACACGAGGGCGCGCUCAUGUUCCAGAAACCUUAUUUGCCAAGAGGCUGCGGUACCUUUUUUUUUUUUUUUUUUCCAAUCCUAGAGUCUAAUAAGGAAUCUUGGCCCGCCCGUUAGAAACAGGCAGUCGUUAAGGUGUUUGCUAUUUGCUUGUUCCAACCAGCUGUGAGUUUGAGAAGUUGUAGAGAGACAGAGGAAAAGAGGCAACCAGUCUUCCGAAACAGGAGAUCCCCCUAAUCGUUGUCUCCUUAAAGUCGCUAUGAAAAAGACCUUGGUAUAUAACCUGAUGGUGUCAAGAAAAUAGUUUUAAAAGACAAAUAGCUGUGGUUUGAAAUACGUCAUAGCCACUGGGAGUUAAUUAAUUAGGAAAAUCUAUUUUCAUGUUGAUUUGAGUGUGGAGAGCGAUGACAAAUAUAAGACCCCUUCCCAUUUCCCCCAAACCGCACGCGUCUUGUGAGCUUUCAGAUGGCUGGGAUGAUUAAACGGCUUUUGUUUAAAACAGAUUAGGGCGUUGGCAACUUAGCUGAGCAUGUACUU
Molecule: messenger RNA, 3959 nt
Organism: Mus musculus (house mouse)
Lineage: Eukaryota; Metazoa; Chordata; Mammalia; Rodentia; Muridae
Gene: Hoxd11
Product: homeobox D11
Exons: 2
Coding region: 71-1081 (336 amino acids)
Biological process (GO): organ induction; metanephros development; proximal/distal pattern formation
Cellular component (GO): nucleus
Molecular function (GO): DNA binding; DNA-binding transcription factor activity, RNA polymerase II-specific
Source: RefSeq, marked validated